AUAGAAAGGAGGAGCGACAGAAAGAGUGAGAUAAAGAAAUACGCCUAUAUAGAGACAAGUGUGACUAUCUACUGGAAAUGCGAUUUUGUAUAUCGUAAAAAUACAAAAAUGUAUCUUUAAAAACUGAACUGAAAUGAAAGCAAGAGGCCUGGCGGACUAUAUCUUUAAACGAGGAAAUGGACAUCUGUCACAACAAGAUUUACACAUGGACGAUGAAUGGGAAGAAGAGGAGCAGCUGGUUGUUGUGGAGCUGGCAGGUGUAAUCAGCAAUGAUUUUCUUUCCAAGUGCCGCGGUACAUGCAAUAUACUGGACAUUGACAGUGAUAAGCCCAUGAUGCAAGUUGGACCAUAUGUAUUUGUUGGAGAGUAUGAAGAUGCAUUAGGCACAUGUGUGCUAUUCGAGGAGGGCUCACCCAAUGGAGACACCAAGGAGAGUACCGCAGACCUGAAGUACAAUGGUCAUACUGUAAAAAGACUGAAAAUGCAACGCAUCUUUCUAACGGAGAAGAAAGAUGAGAAAGAUGACGAGACUAGCACAGAACCUGGACAGAAGGAUGGGACUGACUGUGUUGAGGCCCAGGACUCCUUGGAUAGUAGCCAUGAGGAGAGGUCAGGGGAGCCACAGGAGAACACUGCAGAUGACCCGACAAUGGAAUGACUCCGCAGUCAUCCUGUCCAUGCUCAUACUGAUCAUUAUUAUCAACUUUCUGAUCUAGAUGUUUUUCAUUUAUUACCUAUCUUUUAGCCACACUAGUAUGGUCUCUAUUUUUCGUGUGUGUGUGUGUGUGUGUGUGUGUGUGUGUGUGUGUGUGUGUGUGUGUGUGUGUGUGUGUGUGUGUGUGUGUGUGUGUGUGUGUGUGUGUGUGUGUGUGUGUGUGUGUGUGUGUGUGUGUGUGUGUGACAAAUGUUGAAAAGAGCUAAUGUUUUUCUGGAUUUUAGAACGCUUGGAAGAUCGUAGUAUCUGCACAAGGUAUUAAUUUAUGGGUUCAUUUUGUUCUGAGUGCAAGGGAACAAAUGUGUUAUGAAUUUUUAAUUCCUUAAUAAGGGAUGUUUAUAUUGUAUAAAUCUUAAUAUCAACCUGUAUAUUAUGAACCUUUUUUACAACCCUCAUAAGGCGAUAGUUAGUAAUGAAAAAUAUAAAUAACUUUUCUACUAAA
Molecule: messenger RNA, 1157 nt
Organism: Gadus macrocephalus (Pacific cod)
Lineage: Eukaryota; Metazoa; Chordata; Actinopteri; Gadiformes; Gadidae
Gene: gtf3c6
Product: general transcription factor IIIC, polypeptide 6, alpha
Exons: 7
Coding region: 134-658 (174 amino acids)
Biological process (GO): transcription by RNA polymerase III
Cellular component (GO): transcription factor TFIIIC complex
Source: RefSeq, a predicted model, not a curated record